Penicillium chermesinum is the source of this 2418-nucleotide messenger RNA. RefSeq lists its product as uncharacterized. NCBI's taxonomy places the organism in Eukaryota, Fungi, Ascomycota, Eurotiomycetes, Eurotiales, Aspergillaceae. Bases 1 to 2418 code for a protein of 805 amino acids. The transcript has 3 exons. Gene Ontology annotation, molecular function: protein binding. The record is from RefSeq and is a predicted model, not a curated record.
AUGGCUCCGCCACCAGUGUCUUUCCCUGGCUUCAGUGCGAUAUCAGAUCGCGUCUAUCUGCGCGACGGGCACGAAAAGGCCAAGCCUGCCCCUCCGAAUGAGCCCACCACUAUAGUUAUCUUUGGCUGGGGCGACGGCCUCCCCAAAUACGUUUCCAAGUACUCCGAUGGCUACCACGAGCUAUAUCCAUCUGCUCGAAUCGUGGUGGUUCUUUCUAAAACAUUCCACGCCUCAAACCAGCCCGAGGAGCAACGCAUCGAGGCCAUGAUGCCGGUCGUGGAUACCGUGUUCCCGACACCGACUGGCAGUGGCGCCGACGAGCGAGUCCUACUCCAUUGCAUGUCCAAUACUGGCGGGAUCUUCCUUGCUGCCACAUUCGCCGCUUAUCAGCGCCGACAUGGCACCGAUAAAAAGCUUCCUCACCAGCUGUUAGUUUGCGACUCCACGCCUGGGAGUCUAGACUUCUCGUCUCAAGUUGGCCGCUGGUCCCGGGCGAUGGCGGUUGGAACUGCCAAGCACUUCCCCUGGCCAUUUUUCAUCACCCAUGGCUUCUGGUAUGCGUUUCUGUGGGCGAAUUAUCUGUGGGAACUCAUGCGUGCAGCUGAGCCUUCGGGACACUGGGCGAUGCGGAUCAUGAAUGAUAAGUCUGUUGUACCAGUUGAGCCUCCAAGGCUUUACCUGUAUUCUAAAGAAGAUGAGAUCAUCUGGUGGGAGGACUUGGAGGAGAUUGUGGCCCAGGUCAAGAUGGAAGGAUUCCAGGUUGACAUGGAGAUGUUCGAGGGCUCUUCGCAUGUUGGCCAUAUGCGGCUGCAUCCCGAGCAAUAUUGGAACAAAAUCUUUGCGUCCUAUACUGGGCAGAGUUGCUGCCAUUUAGCUGGAUUCUGCUUCCCGUUGGUCCCGCCCCGCAGACUUCACUCCGCGAUCUCCGUCCGGCUCUCUAUGGCGUCCUCGAGUUCAGUCGAUGCCCUGGCAAGCGCCCUGGUUGCUCGAUUCCUGCGAUCCAAUAAUUAUACAGAGACCUUGAAUGCGUUUGUUCGGGAGGCUGACCUCCCUCCAGACGUGGGGAGUGCCUCCGGCGAUGACACCCACAACUGGUCUAUCCAGAGCCUGAUAGAGGAGAAGAAGAAAUUCGAUCAUAGUGUGAGCUUCGAGAGAUAUGGGCAGGAGGAUGAAGGGAGCGACCUCUGGACCGUGCCUGCACCGUCCAAGCCAACUGUCGUCAAAACAUCCACAGCAUCAAACGUUCUUUCUGCAUCAGUAGAUCUGUGGCAGAACCUUCGGGAUGAUGCGAACGAGCUCAUUCCUCUACAGCCGGUUGUCAUCUCCACAGGCGCUGAUAGACAAGUGCAUGUACUGGACACUGCUCCGGGUCAUGCGAGACUGACAUCUCUUAUCGGAGUAUCCGAUUCCCCCGUGCUAUCAUAUGCGUCGGUCCUCGAUGGCCGCUUUGUUUUGAUGGCUAACAUGUCCGGGCGCCUGCUCCUUCAGCAGGGGUCUCGCGUCCUUGACAACAGAAAAGAUCAUGGAAAAUAUGUCGUGAGGAUUGUCGCCCACGAGGAGAAGACUGAGUCGGGUUCAACUAUUCUGUGGGUUGCUACCGCUGGAUGGGAUGCCAAGGUUUUCUUAUACAGAAUCGAGAUACCGGAUGGCGCAUUUGAAACAGCAUCUCUGGCUAUCGGAGAGCCCGUGGCGCAGAUCAAGUUAUCCACGAACCCAGAGUCGCUGUUAUUUGUACGCCAUCCCGACUCGGGAGAGCUCGUGUUACUUGUUUCACGUCGAGACUCGACAUACAUCUACUACUACCAGGCCAAGCCGGGCCCAACCUCGAUUGAUCAACCAGCCACUCCACCAGAGUGCUCCCCUCUAGGCAGACAGAAUUUGGCUCCUCACUCCAAUGCCUGGGUUGCAUUCUCCCCAGCAUUCAUGGCUCUCAGCCCGCGUGAUCCUGGGCUAUUAGCUGUUGCCACUUCUACGCUUCCACACCUGAAGGUAAUGGUGGUCCGCCUCUUAUUUCCCUCGACGGAAUUGCUGGGGGGAUCGAAUGUGCCUACUGCCGAUGGUAUGACACAGGCAACCCAAGCCUUGGCAGCAUUGGCAAUUCAGAAUCGCGAGGAUUCCGCUAUUGUCCUGCAGGCGAAUACAUUUGCCCCGCAAACAGCAUAUUCCACGCCGCAAGUGGCUUGGAGACCUGAUGGCUCUGGGCUCUGGGUCAAUGGGGACGAUGGAGUGAUCCGAGGUGUUGAGACGAAGACCGGCAAGCUUAUUACAAUUCUGAAAAACGGACAUGAGCCAGCCUGUAAAGUUCGGACGAUCUGGGCGGGAUACGUGGAUGUACCUGGUGACAACGCUGCUUCGGUGCGAGAGGAAUGGGUCAUUAGCGGCGGUUUCGAUAAGCAAUUAGUCAUAUGGAAAGUGUGA